GCAUGCGACAAGGGUGUAACCUGGGUACAGGUAUCUAAUCACAAUUUUUGAGAUGGAGGGGAAAGUUGGAUGAUCCCAAAUCCAACGGGAACUGAGAUUAUAAGGCUUAUGAUUUCCACCGUUUCUUGGAUUUCUCUUCUUCUUGCUUGUUUACCUCGCCAAGAUUUCUCCAAGUCUUUCUAGUUGUCUUCUUCGUUUUCAUCUUGCAAGAUGGCGUCAACGAAGAAUCAAAUUGAUAAUGUCGACACUGUCGAGCAUGCUCAUCCAUCCACUCAUGUCGAUUUGAAUAAUAAUAUUACUGCCAAAAUCCAAAAUCCCUUGGCAGGUUUAUCAGAAAGUACCCUCAUUCGAGAUGUAGGAGAAUUUGCCCAAGCCAACGACCUCAACCAUAUCCUUCCUUUACUUGAAAAAGGUGCUUUGGUAGCAUCCGACCCAGAGAACUUUGAGAAUGUAGGAAGAUUGGAUGAGGAAGAUAAAGUUGCUUUGAGAUAUGAGGCAGCGCAUAGAUGGAGUCAUCCAACGACGCUUUACUUGACAAUCAUCACCUGUUCUAUCGGUGCAGCUGUUCAAGGUUGGGAUCAAACGGGUAGUAAUGGAGCAAAUCUUUCAUUUCCACUAGAAUUCGGGAUUGGCCAAGGAGAUAACCCAAAUUCUCCAAACCAUGAUCGUGAUAAUUGGCUUGUCGGUUUGGUUAAUGCAGCUCCAUACAUUGGAUCUGCUUUCUUUGGCUGUUGGAUGAGUGAUCCCUUCAAUGCCUGGUUCGGACGUCGCGGUACUAUCUUUAUCGCAGCUAUCAUUUGUAUUUUUACUCCCAUCGGAGGAGCUUUCGCGAAGUCUUGGGAAACUCUUUUUGCCAGUCGUAUAAUUUUGGGACUUGGAAUGGGUCUGAAAGGAAGCACAGUACCAAUCUUUGCUGCGGAGAAUAGUCCAGCUAUGAUUCGAGGAGCAUUGGUCAUGUCAUGGCAAAUGUGGACUGCUUUUGGUAUUUUCUUAGGAUUUUGUUGCCGAAAGAUCGCAUGGAGACUUCAAAUUGGAUCUGCAUUCAUUCCAGCUCUGCCUCUUGCAGCGUUGAUCUUUUUCUGCCUGGUACAAUCUCCAAGAUGGUUGAUGAAGCGAGGAGAAUACCAGAAGGCCUACAAGUCCCUUUGCCGACUUCGCAAGCACGAUCUUUUUGCUGCUCGUGAUCUCUACUUCAUCGACUGUCAACUCAAAAUCGAAGCAGCAAUCGUCGGUAAAACCAACUACGUCAGUAGAUUCGUUCAGUUGUUUACCAUUCCGCGUGUACGAAGAGCAACUCUUGCAUCUUUUACCGUUAUGAUUGCUCAACAAAUGUGUGGUAUCAACAUCAUUGCAUUCUAUUCUUCGACCAUUUUCAGACAGGCAGGUGCUUCCGAAAAGAAUGCAUUGAUUGCUAGUUUUGGAUUCGGAUUGGUUAAUUUCGUAUUUGCCUGGCCAGCCAUUUGGACCAUCGACACCUUUGGUCGACGUUCUCUACUUCUUUUCACUUUCCCACAAAUGGCAUGGUCUCUCCUCAUCGCCGGUCUAUGCUUCCUCAUCCCUGAAGGCUCCACUGCCCAUCUUGGACUCAUCGCUACAUUCAUUUACAUAUUUGCUGCCUUUUAUUCACCAGGAGAAGGACCUGUUCCUUUCACUUACUCAGCCGAGGUUUUCCCCUUAUCACACAGAGAAGUUGGAAUGGGCUGGGCCGUUGCAACAUCCGGACUCAAUGUCCUCGCCUUCUUCAUGAUCUUCCUCUUCGUCCCCGAGACCAAGCAACGUACCCUCGAAGAACUAGACUACAUUUUCGCCAUCCCAACCCGUACAUUCAUGAAAUAUCAAAUCACCAAAACCCUUCCAUACUGGAUUCAACGAUAUGUAUUUUUCAACAAGAAUGCCGUACUAGAGCCCCUUUAUCGUUUUGACGAGACGGCGGAUUAUAGAGCGCCCGAUACGAAACUUACAGGACACCCGGAACAGAUUGAGAAGGUGGAGAGGAGCAGUGAGGGAGAGAGCGCUGAGAUUACGACGGGUGAGAAAAAUUAAUGAUGUUAAUGGGGAAAGGGAAUGAAGGGCUGGGAUUAGUCGAUAGGAUGUCUUCUAUAGGAAUAGAAAGAUAGAUAAUGGAGGGUAGAGAUACACAAAUAUACCAAGCUGGAUCUUUUAAAAACUUGUUUCCUGUCUGCCUGCUUGAAUCUGUGAUUUUAUGACACGAGGUGAUUUAUUUAGCUCAUAUUAAUCGACGAAAUCAUGU
Molecule: messenger RNA, 2251 nt
Organism: Botrytis sinoallii
Lineage: Eukaryota; Fungi; Ascomycota; Leotiomycetes; Helotiales; Sclerotiniaceae
Exons: 7
Coding region: 211-2043 (610 amino acids)
Biological process (GO): transmembrane transport
Cellular component (GO): membrane
Molecular function (GO): myo-inositol:proton symporter activity
Source: RefSeq, a predicted model, not a curated record